Molecule: messenger RNA, 469 nt
Organism: Pipistrellus kuhlii (Kuhl's pipistrelle)
Lineage: Eukaryota; Metazoa; Chordata; Mammalia; Chiroptera; Vespertilionidae
Gene: SMIM4
Product: small integral membrane protein 4
Source: RefSeq, a predicted model, not a curated record
CUAUUGGCGAAUCCCCGCGCCGUGCCGUGCUCUGAUUGGUGGGUCCGGAGCUCCGCGCUGGGCUCCUGAGGACCUGCCCGCCUGGAGCAGGGGCCCGGCCGCGAUGGCGCGGUGAGCUCGACCGCUGGGCUCCGCAAGGGCAGCCAGGACGACCUCGCCGCCACCCGGGCGCUUCGGUCCAGGGGCUAAGGCAGCUCCCGUUCGGUCCUCGCUGGGCAUGUUUUCCAGGGCCCAGGUGAGGCGGGUUCUGCAGUGGGUGCCCGGAAAGGAGCGACUCGGCGUCUACAGGUUUCUGCCCUUCUUUUUUGUCCUGGGAGGAACGAUGGAGUGGAUCAUGAUUAAAGUGCGCGUGGGCCAGGAGACCUUCUAUGAUGUCUACCGUAGAAAAGCCUCAGAAAGACAGUACAGAAGGCUGGAAGAAGCAUCGGAGACUGAACUUCAGCAGUCAAUAAAGUGAAUGUGAAAUUUU